UCCUGCCCGCGGACGAUUCUAGACAUGACGCGGCGUGGGGGGAAUAAUUGUUUUUUCCCCGCUUGAUUUUGCAAAUUAAAUUGUAACAUGCCUGGCUGUGCGGUUUGGGGUUGUUCAAAUAACAACGAAAAGACCGGCAGUUCUGUUUCGUACCACAGAUUUCCAGUGAAUGACGAAAGGCGCCAGAAAUGGCUGUUGCAAUGCGGACGUGACGCGCACACAGACAGCUCAAGCUUGCGGAUCUGCUCCGAACAUUUCGCGGACGAAGACUUUGAAAGAGACUUGCAAGGCGAAUUGAUGGGACUACCUUUAAAAAGACGCCUAAAAAAAGACGUCGAUCCUCAUGUCAAUUUGAUUAAAAUCAAACAAGAACCCAUCGACGAAGAUGAGUAUUACCAAGCAGACGACCCGAUGAGUCCUCGGACUACUUGGGGGCAAAAUGAGGUAGAAAAUUCCAACUUUCAAGAUGACUUCACCAAUGACAAUAGUAAUCCUUCCGAAAUGCCUCCUAUAGAGCAAAUUGGUGUGGUUGCUGCAAACAUCCAAGUGCCUUUUGAAGUGAGUUCAAGUUCUCAUCAUGUGCUAUCAUCCUUACCAGCCAGUCAAAAUUGGCCUGGUGAUUAUGGGUUUACUGUGUCAUUCAAUCAACAAGAGAAAAACACGAAAGGAGUGGCAUGGACGUUUUCUAAAAUAAAGGACAAACUUUAUGUUGGCAAGGAUGUUGCAUGUCCCAUUAAUUUCUCGGUGAAUACAGUUUUGCCUGAUGACUUUUGUGUGAGAGCCAUGGCCCUUUAUAGUUCUCCCGAGCAGAUAUCUGACGUUGUGCAGCGGUGUGUAAACCACUCAAUGGAUGAGUUACGCAAAGGUCUUGUAGAAGCACAACACCUUAUUCGAUGUGACAGCAGCAUGGCCUCGUAUGAAAUUGAUCCUAUAACACUUCGUCACAGUGUAAGCGUACCAUUUGAGAACCCCCAAGCUGGACAAAAUUUUUCUACAUACAUAUACAAAUUUGCAUGCUUUGGAUCAUGUUCAGGAGGACCUAAUCGAAGACCAUUGAUGAUAGUAUUUACUCUUGAAAGAAAAAAUCAAGUUGUUGGUCGUCGAAAAAUUGAUGUCAAAAUAUGUGCAUGUCCCGGACGAGAUCGUAAAUCAGAAGAAGACCAGUUCUCAGAAGCAAUGGGAAGACACGUAUCAGUAAAAAGGAAAGAACCUGCAGAAUUUGUUCAUUUGUCUGAUACUUUGGAGUUUACAAAAAGUGUUGUUUACCCACCACCUAAGAAGACUAAAAAAGCACCCAACAAAGAUGGGCAUUAUACAGUCACAGCAGAUGAUUACGAAUGUUAUGAAUUUUUAAAGAAUAUGAAGAAAUUAUAUGAUAUUUGCAAAGUGAUGAAGAAUUUACCUCCAGAUAUUAAAAGAGCCCUCAUUCGUCAACAAAGAAAAAACGAAGAAUGAGAUGAGUAGAAUCUGAAUUAAAGUGAAGUCGCUGCGUUUUUAAUUGAUUAGACGAAUUACAUGUGUAUCAUUUUUGUUCAUAUUAAUUUAUUUGAAUGCAUUUAAAAGUGGAACUUUUGUAGUAUUUGACAAACAUCAGGAUGCAUGCAAUAUAUACUCAAAUCAUUACCUAUCAUUAUAAAAUAAAAUUAUGUUUCAUUGUAAUAAUGUAUAUUAUAUUAACUUGUUUAUUGAUUCAAUUUAUAAAAAUUUUGCGCAUCACACUAUGUAUUAAUGAUGUGCCUCAUGACUUAGUGAAUAGUUGUGCAACAAAAUACUAAUGUUUUUAAUAAGAAGAAAUCAAACAGACAGACUGGUCUGUGAUUAAAUUUUCAUACUUUAGGUGGUAGUACUUAUGUUGAGUGUUAUUGCUUUUUUUUUUGUUAUUGAUUAUGUAAAUAUAUAUCAUCAUAUUUUUAUACAAUCAUAUUUCAUAUACACUAUUGACGUAUUGCUUCAACAUUAAGGUUUUUAUGUUAUUGUACCUCAAAUAUUAAACUGUUUAUAAUCAUUUAUAUGGUGUGAUUUUUUGCCCCCAACCUCAUAUGUGAGUACCAUUCAACACAAAAGUGGUUCAUUUUGUUAAAUGCUUCAAGAAAUCAAAUUUUCAGGGUCAUUUCAUGCUGUGCACAGUUUGUAUUUUACUAAUUGUAGCUUUUUGACAAAGUAUGGAAGUGACUAACCUUAUUAAUGAACUCCCUUUUUUUAAAAAAUUUCCUUAUUCAGCUUCAAUAGUGCUUUUUUGAGUUGUAGUUUAUGACUUGAUAUUUGGUUUCAAACAUUUCUGACCAUAUGAAGACAAAAAAUGUAAUAUGAGAGCCCCAUUGUCCAUUUACUCCUAUAGAUUAUACAAUCUUCUCCACGUUUUGUUUUAUGGCGUUAAUUUCAAAAGUGAAAUUUCAUACAUAAAUUCUUUUCCCCCAUUUAAAAUAGCUGUACUUACACUACAGAGCCUGUGCUCUGAGUUAUUACCCACCAAUUGGCACUUAUAUAUGUAUUCUCGAAAUUAUUGAAUUUAUGUUUUUGGGGAGCACACUAAAUUUUAAGCAAAUGAACUUGAAAUUGUCUAUUUAUUUCUUUGGAAUAUUUUGUAUUUUCCACAUUUAGAACCUUUAUUAGGUUUUUUUUUCUUUUCUUUUUUUUAAAUGCUAUUUU
Uloborus diversus is the source of this 2649-nucleotide messenger RNA. RefSeq names its product cellular tumor antigen p53-like. The coding region runs from base 88 to 1455 and encodes 455 amino acids. The transcript is spliced from 11 exons. NCBI's taxonomy places the organism in Eukaryota, Metazoa, Arthropoda, Arachnida, Araneae, Uloboridae. Gene Ontology annotation, cellular component: nucleus. The record is from RefSeq and is a predicted model, not a curated record. Gene Ontology annotation, molecular function: RNA polymerase II cis-regulatory region sequence-specific DNA binding; DNA-binding transcription factor activity, RNA polymerase II-specific. Gene Ontology annotation, biological process: apoptotic process; regulation of transcription by RNA polymerase II.